GGAAAUGCUAAUUUGCCCGCAUGUUCACAUUCUCCCACAUGCGUCUGGUAGCGGCGGCAGCGAAAUACCGUGUACCGCGCCGGAGAGAAGCUUCGACGCUGCUGCUGAUGAUGUGUGCACGGCCGUAUAGCGGACACUGCAUGCGAGUGACAGUCUGAGUCACAAAUUGAUGACGACCAAACGAGUCUUGUCACGAUCAAUGCUGUCACUCCGCAACAUCACUCAUCCUGACUCAGCGUUCGUAACAUCUCACUUGCGCCAGAAAAGGUCCGGAAUGUCGAACAGUGUCUCUGCGGAUGGAGGCGCUGGAGCCAAGGCUCGUCCAGGCCAUGCUCGAGGAAGCUCACUCUCGGAUGGUAUCAACACCAUCACUUCUCCAUCUGGGCCCAGAGGCCCGGAAGAUCCAGCAGUGGCGGGUAUUGCCGAUGCUUUGGGUGCCAGUGGCAAUCCCUCACAAGAUGUAGCAGUGACGCCUGCCGCGAAGGGAAAGGCAAAGAGCAAGUCGAAGAAGAAGGGAAAGAUGGUCAUCGACGAUGGAGUGGACCGGAGCAGUAAGGGUUUGCUCAGAGAUCUGAUCACGUUCAGGUGGAUGACAGUGCCAGCAUCAUCCUUCAAGAUUGCAUUCACACUGGCCGCCGUCUACCUCACCCUGGAGUUUGUGCCCGGGUUUUCCGGCACCAACAACCCCUUGGCCCCACUCGUCCGCAUCUCUCACCGGGUUCCUCUCACAUCGGUCCUAGCAGCCGAGCCAUCGCUGAUCGGCGAGGCUUUGACCGCUCCAAUUCACUCGGGCGUCUCGCCUACUGAAACACCUUCGGCAAUCCGAUACCAAAAAGGUUACCAGGACCUGGCGUUUGUCGCUUACUACAUCGUUGUGUUCAGCUUCAUCAGGCAAGCUUCUACUCAGUACCUCUUUCGACCCUUUGCGCUAUGGUGGGGCAUCAGGAACGAGAGGAAAUUGGAGCGCUUCGUGGAACAGGGAUAUGCUAUGCUUUACUGGGGAACUGCCGGCGCAUUGGGACUUUACGUCAUGUCCUUCCAAGAGUCUUGGUGGUAUAACCUCGAGCACCUUUGGCUGAAGUAUCCUCAUUGGCAAAUGAGGCCUGAGCUUAAAGCGUACUACCUAUUGCAAUUGAGCUACUGGUUGCAGCAAGCUCUCGUCAUGAUUCUUCGCCUCGAAGCCCCACGCAAAGACUACUACGAGCUCAUCGUGCACCACCUGGUCACGCUUUGGUUGAUCUUUUGGAGCUACUUGAUAAACCUUACUAUGAUCGGGACCACUGUCUUCGUUGCCAUGGACGUCCCAGACACCUUCCUGGCAUUGUCCAAAGCGCUCAGUUACAUGGGCAUUGAAGCAAUCACUAUGCCCGUAUUUGCCAUCUUCAUGGUGGUCUGGACCUAUUUCCGUAUCUAUGAGUCGGCGCGUACGCUCUGGAGCGUUUGGUUCCAAUUCGACCUCAUACCAGAACACACAAAGGAGUGGAACCCGCCUCAAGGAUGGUGGAUGGUUUGGUGGAUGAAGUACCAGGUCUUUGCACCCCUCUUCAUUCUCCUUUGUCUAAACCUCUUCUGGUAUUUCCUGAUGUGGAGGAUCAUGAUCCGCGCGCUUGCUGGCGGACCUGCGGAGGAUGAGCGAGAGGAGGGAGAGUACGAAGAGGAGGAAGCAGAGAAGGAGAAGGCAAAAUCCAAGUAGGGAGACUAGAGUGACCGCUCAGCGUCUUGAUUCGGACGAGAAUCAUGGGUCUGGAAUCAGAAACAGCGCAUUGUCGAAUGCGUCUCGUAUUCCGCCAGUCGGCUUCUGCUCUACAGCUGGGCUGUGAACGCGCACACUCUUGCAGCAUCUGCUCGUUGUACGUCUGGUCCUAUUCCCACUACGAAUUGAAUUUGGACUUGCACGCACAUUACAUUUCUUGCCAGAGUUGCCUCCAUUGCGGAGUUGAGGGGCGCACACGCCAAGAAGGAUAAGAAUUUCCGAGCGAUGUACGCGAUCCAGUACAGUCACGAGUACGAUUCAGAUGCGGG
This is a messenger RNA of Ceraceosorus guamensis, 2022 nucleotides long. RefSeq names its product LAG1-domain-containing protein. The record is from RefSeq and is a predicted model, not a curated record. NCBI's taxonomy places the organism in Eukaryota, Fungi, Basidiomycota, Exobasidiomycetes, Ceraceosorales, Ceraceosoraceae. Gene Ontology annotation, cellular component: membrane. Bases 275 to 1693 code for a protein of 472 amino acids. The transcript has 14 exons. Gene Ontology annotation, molecular function: sphingosine N-acyltransferase activity. Gene Ontology annotation, biological process: ceramide biosynthetic process.